Messenger RNA from Camellia sinensis, 2548 nucleotides. NCBI's taxonomy places the organism in Eukaryota, Viridiplantae, Streptophyta, Magnoliopsida, Ericales, Theaceae. The record is from RefSeq and is a predicted model, not a curated record.
AAACCUUCAUUAAACUAGCCAAGUUUUUCAUUUUGUCCAUCUCUAGAGCACACAAAAAUGGCGAAGCAAUUAACAACAACUGGUAACCGAUUCAAGUUGACAAUCUCCGAUGAGAAUGUCACCUUAAGGAAAAUCCAGGAAACCCAUUCUCCCGAUGGCCGAGUCUUUGAUGUCAAAACUCUUCUUCAAGUCGUUGAGGACAUCUUUAAUCGCGCUGAAGUCACAAGCACGGAUGACACUCUAGUACUGCGGAGCUCUAAACAUAUUGUUGAAACUUCGGAGACUCCGUCAGCAAGCUUCGAUGACAUGCCCGAGCCUUUAGCUUACGCCAUUGAUAAAAUUUCCACCGAGGCAUUGAAAUAUACAACCCCUCUCUCUCUCUCUGUCUCUUUCUCGUGCAAGUGUCAUGAUGGGGUAGAUACACAUGCAACAACAAUGUCAGUGUUGAAAAUGUUAACGAGCUAUUCAUGGGAGGCCAAAAUGGUGCUAGCCUUGGCUGCAUUCGCGGUGAGUUACGGAGAAUUCUGGCUUGUUGCUCAGUUCCAAACCUCGAGCCAACUUGCCAAAUCGGUGGGAGUCCUCAAGCAAGUGCAUUUCAUCUUGGAGAAAUCAAACAUAUCGAAACCCCAAUUUGAUGAAAUCAAAAGUCUUCUAAAAGACUUGCUAGCCAUUACCAAGUGCGUCGUUGAGUUUAUGGACCUUUCAUCUCGGUACACGACCACCACGACAGAUCUACUAGAUAUGUCCACUGUCGUUUCCCAUAUCGCCACUGCUACCUAUUGGACUAUCAGAAGUGCUGUAGCUUGUGCUUUUCAAAUUGCUAGCCUUAUGGGGAUUGACCAUGAGCACAGAGUAGGAGCUAUGGAGGGUUGGGAACUACCACACUUGGCUCGUAAAAUCAGCAACGAACACAACCAGCUCUCUUUUCAUCUGAAUACCUUCAACAAACGCAUCGACGAAAAGAAGCAAAAGGAUAUGUAUGAAUUGCUUGUAGAAUUGUUUAAAACGCCUCAACUUGAAAACAUGACGGUUUUCAAGGUAUUUUUUAGUACUAGGGACGGUUUAAUAAAACUUCUCGAUGGUUCUGAUGCUAGAAAGAUAAGGGUAAACAUUGAGGUGCUGAGAGCAAAGCAUGUACUGCUGCUGAUAUCAAACCUAGAAUUCCCAAAUGAUGAAUUGGUGAUACUGGAACACAUAUACACACAGUCGAAGCAGCAUCAAUAUGAAAUUGUGUGGGUACCGAUAAUUCGCCAAGAUGAUAAUUAUUCAAUUAGUUGGAGUGACAUGGAGCUAAAGCUAUUUCAGCAAUUUAGGGGUAAAAUGCCAUGGUACAGUGUGGAGGAUCCUUCAUUGAUACAGAGGGCAGUGGUGAGGUACACCAGGGAGGUUUGGCACUUUGGAAAGAACCCUAUUCUUGUGGUUGUCGAUACAAAAGGCAAAGUUACAUGCCCAAAUGCACUCCAUAGGAUGUGGAUUUGGGGGUUUAACGCUUUCUCCUUUCCAAAUGGAGACCAUGAUCCCUUUCCAAAUGGAGACCAUGAUCUCUGGAUUAACCAGCCUUGGAACCUCGAGUUUUUGGUUGCAGAUGUCGAUCCAACAAUUAGUUCUUGGAUAACACAAGGAAAAUACAUAUGUCUGUAUGGAGGAGAUGACAUGGAUUGGAUCAAGCAAUUUACAACCACGGCACGAGAUGUAGCACAAAAAGCAGGCAUUUCCUUGGAGAUGGUUUAUGUGGGAAAGAGGAAUUCAAAGGAAAAAUUUCUUCGGACGAUCAUAGCAACCAUCAAUGAUGGAAAACUGAGUCACUUCUUGCCAGAGCCGAGUUCAAUUUGGUACUUUUGGGUGAGAAUAGAGAGCAUGUGGCACUCCCAGAAUCAGCUCGAAAAAUCAGCUGACAUUGACCCUGUAAUGCAUGAAAUCGAGAAAAUGAUGAUUUUCGGUAGCAGUGAAGGUGGAUGGGCUCUGCUCAGUAAAGGAGGCGCAUCGGCAGCAGAAGAGAUGAUCACAGAAAAAGGAUUUUUUAUUCAACAUUGCUUUUCGAAGUAUGAGAUGUGGAAGGACAAUGUUGAGCCUUUGGGUUUUAUGGAAGCACUACGAAUAUUCAUCCAACAAAAUCGCCUCCCCCCCUCACCCUUACGCAACUGCAGCAUACUACUGUUUCCAGGUCCCGGCACUAAUUCUUAUAGGCUUCCAAACAAAGUGGAAUGCACCGAUUGUGGGCAUGAUAUGGAGAAAUUCAUCAUGUAUCGUUGUUGUCAUGACUACCUGUGACAACAUAUAUAUUACUAUUACUAUUACUAUUAUGAUUACUAUGUAUGUGUGUUUGCCUACUAAAUAAAAAAUUACAAAAUAAAUGAAGUGUAAUGUAACUCUCUAGCUCCAUAGCUGGAUUGAAAGCCAAUAAUAAGAAGAAAAAAAAAAGUGUGCCUUGUGUGUAAGAGAGAGGAGAUGUGAUUCCUCUCGUACUUUGAACUUUCUGUACUGUUGUUGAACAUCACAUUGUAAUAAAAUGACAACUCAUGUCAUGUCUUUAUUAUUAUUAUCGUUA